AAAAAUAAAUGAAAUUUGGAAGGAUCAUUUGAAAAAUAAUAAUAGUAAUAAACACAUAAAUAAUUUAAAAAAGAAAAGGCUGUUCUCUUUUCUAAAAGUCUCUCUUAGUGCUUCUGCAGGCAAUCCCUGCCUCUCCAAGAGAUUCUACCUUACGCCACCUCAAAUCAAAACCACUGUCUUCUGCUGACUCUGCCUGGAAAAGGAGCUUCUCCCUCAGACCCACCACUGCAGCCCCCUGUUCCCAUGCAGGCCAGCCAGAACACCCAGAGCCACACAGAGAGAGCCAUAGAAAGUACCAUCCAUCCUUCCUGAAAGAAAUUAUUCUUCCUUCUGAAAAUCAGACUCUGGUCAUGAGAUGAAACCAUUCUCUCACCACCUCCUGUGGAUAUUUCCCUUGUCUGAUUUCACCACUCAUCCCGACAUACUACAGAAAGACAUGAGAGAGACCAAAAACACAUCCCUGGACACCGUCGUGACAGGCUUCAUUCUCCUGGGCUUACCUCACCCCCCCAGUCUGAGGACCCUCCUCUUCCUGGUCUUCUUCAUCAUUUACAUCCUGACUCAACUGGGGAACCUGCUCAUUCUGCUCACCGUGUGGGCUGACCCAAAGCUCCACACUCGCCCCAUGUACAUUCUUCUGGGCGUGCUCUCAUUCCUGGACAUGUGGCUCUCCUCAGUCAUUGUCCCUCGGCUAAUAUUGGAUUUUACUCCUGCCAGCAAGGCAAUGCCCUUUGGUGGCUGUGUGGCUCAACUGUAUUUCUUUCACUUCCUGGGCAGUACCCAGUGUUUCCUCUACACCUUGAUGGCCUACGACAGGUACCUGGCAAUAUGCCAGCCCCUGCGCUACCCCGUGCUCAUGAAUGGGAGGUUAUGCACCAUCCUUGUGGCUGGGGCUUGGGUGGCCGGCUCCAUCCAUGGGUCUGUCCAGGCCACCCUGACUUUCCGUCUGCCAUACUGUGGGCCCAACCAAGUGGAUUAUUUUUUCUGUGACAUCCCUGCAGUAUUGAGACUGGCCUGUGCUGACACAACCGUCAAUGAGCUUGUGACCUUUGUGGACAUUGGGAUGGUGGCUGCCAGUUGCUUCAUGUUAAUUCUGCUCUCCUACGCCUGCAUAGUCCGCGCCAUCCUCAAGAUAUGCACUGCUGAUGGGCGGCGCCGAGCCUUCUCCACCUGCGGCUCCCACCUAACCGUGGUCACAGUCUACUAUGUCCCCUGCAUUUUUACCUACCUCAGGGCUGGCUCCAAGAGUCCCCUGGAUGAGGCAGUGGCUGUGUUUUACACUGUUGUCACUCCAUUACUGAACCCCCUCAUCUAUACCCUGAGGAACCAGGAAGUGAAGUCCGCUCUGAAGAGAAUAACAGCAGGUGGAAAGGCCACCAGAGAAAACAAGUAACUACAGGCCCAGGGACUUCCUGCCUCACCAUUGCUACCACACCUCUCAGCUUCUGCUGCAUGUGGCAAACGUUCAAAAAUAUAUGUUGGCUUAAGCUGAACUGGAUGUAAUUCUACUAAGAAGCUUCUAGUGCUAUAUUUAACCGCAAUAAAUUGGCCAGAGCUGUUUUAUACUUUUCCGAUACACCUCUCAGGAGAAAGCACACUCUACACAAAUGUUGAAUAUGAGGAGUAAUGCCCUAUCUAGGAGGAGGGGGAUUAUUCCAGAAAAAUUGGGGAAUACCAGUAUAAUGCUACCCUACCACCCUCCAUCCAUUGCUUCAGUCAUAAUUUCCCAAGCCUCUAGGCACUUGGAUCGCUUUGCUCACAUCAGGGAGAUGAAUCACCUACCAACAUUCACUUCGGAAUUUUAAGUGAGAAGAAAACAAACCUCUAAUCCUUUAAAUCAUGGAUUUGUUAAUGGAUUACUUUAUCGCAGGAGCCUUACCUCAUCCUUAUUAAUAUUUCACUCAAUCAGCAAUUUUUUAAAAAUUAAAACAGAACCAGGAAAGACUUUCAAACUACAUCUAAAUUGUCCAAAGUAUCCAGAAAAAACUCUUGGCCAAUUAUCAUAAUGCCAAAUAGACAAAGAUCUGGAAGUCACCUGGUUAGUGAUUCAGUGGACCAAUCAGUUAAUCACACAAUAUCCCUCUGACCAGGCCAGAGUGAUAGAAAUGACCUUGACUUACCCACUGUGACCUGUCAUGGUCUUAUCUAGAAGAACAAGAAAAUAUGGAGACAGAGGACUCAGUUGCAAUAUAAGAGCAAGUGUCAAUAGCUCUUUUAGAAAAUGAGGGACCACAUAAAUGUGUUCUUUCAUUUACUCACAGU
Acinonyx jubatus (cheetah) is the source of this 2262-nucleotide messenger RNA. Its product is annotated as olfactory receptor 10G2. Lineage: Eukaryota; Metazoa; Chordata; Mammalia; Carnivora; Felidae. Gene Ontology annotation, biological process: G protein-coupled receptor signaling pathway. The record is from RefSeq and is a predicted model, not a curated record. The transcript has 3 exons. Gene Ontology annotation, cellular component: membrane. Gene Ontology annotation, molecular function: olfactory receptor activity; G protein-coupled receptor activity. The coding region runs from base 356 to 1393 and encodes 345 amino acids.